Messenger RNA from Suncus etruscus (white-toothed pygmy shrew), 618 nucleotides. It is a transcript of the gene SPATA3, whose product is annotated as spermatogenesis associated 3. Bases 1 to 618 code for a protein of 205 amino acids. Lineage: Eukaryota; Metazoa; Chordata; Mammalia; Eulipotyphla; Soricidae. The transcript is spliced from 2 exons. The record is from RefSeq and is a predicted model, not a curated record.
AUGAAAAAAAGCAAGAGGAAGAAGAGUGAGCACAGACGCCAUGGCUCUCAUGCCCACUCCCAGCCAGCUAGCUCCGAGUCCAGCCCCCGAAAGGCCAGCUCCGAGUCCACCACCCCACGGAGCAACUCUGGCCUAAGCCCCCAAAACCCCUGCUCCGUCAAUGUCUCCCAGAAACCCAGCUCCGAGGACAUUCUACAGCAACCCAGCACUGGGGCCGCUGUACAGCAUCUCAAUGUUGAGGUCACCUCCCAGGCACCUAGUUCUGGGGUCUCCCCUCAACGGUCCCGGUCCCACCAGCAAUACCUCAGCCCUGAGGUCUCCACACAAACCAGCUUUUUCUCAAAGCAGCCCCAGACAAACUCCACUCAAGAGGAAAAUAUGUCCAAUGGGUGCCUGGAUCGUUGUGGCAGCGAUGUGAAACCAGCCUUCCCAUCAAAGGAAGCAGAGAGUAGGACCCAUUUGGACUCACAGGUCACCUGCACCUGUGCCACUUGUCCCGGCAGCUGUGUGUGCUGGCGCCGCCGAGGCCUAUGCCAUAGCCGGAUCUUCGACACCCUCCUGCCUGAGGACUUACCAGACAGAGGAACCCCCAGCCUCCUCACCUUCUACAGGUUCUGA